Molecule: messenger RNA, 1491 nt
Organism: Endocarpon pusillum Z07020
Lineage: Eukaryota; Fungi; Ascomycota; Eurotiomycetes; Verrucariales; Verrucariaceae
Exons: 1
Coding region: 1-1491 (496 amino acids)
Source: RefSeq, a predicted model, not a curated record
AUGGAUAGAGCUUCUCCCUCUCCUUCAUCUGAGGCUGCAGAUAUCCAAUUCUGGAUUGGUAUACCAAAUGGCUUUCGCAAGCGACCGGAGCAGGAGAGACUUGCACGGCUCGGAUGCUGCAUUCUUGAACAGGAAGGUUUCCGGGACAUGGGCUAUGGCUUAUCGAUAUGGCACAAGCUUCUGCCACAAUUGAGUACUGCAAUUCCCUCUGUCAACGCGGCAGCCGCAGCCUUUGGUGCCCUCUACGAGGCAAUAGUGUUAACAGGUGGAUCAUCCUCAAUAAGUAAGCGGAGAGCUGCACUGCAGUAUGGCAAUGCCAUUCGCCAUGUUCAGCAAGAUGUGGCACAUCAGCUCUAUGGACCAGUCCCACUACUUUUGGCAUGCGCGCUGUUAGGAUUUGCUGAGCUCCUUCGAUGUCGGCAAUACAAUGCCCUUAUGCAUUUGCAAGGAGCCCUGAGACUAUUACGUAGCCGAGAAGAAGUCUUGACAAAGGCAAAAGUUCUUGAUGCCGCAGAUCCUAAUAGAUCCAAUGCUCUUGAGGCUACUACUGCCACUCCUCUUGAAGACAAUCUCAGCCUUAUGUUCAUGACGCUAGACAUCCAGAAAGCAAGUUAUGCCUUGGGACAACCACCCGAGCUAAGCGUCUCACAUCUUCAGUGUCAGCCACACGUUUCGUCAAGUAUACGAAAUGUAAAUGAGGCUGCAACACAGCUGGUGCGGCUCAUUCACUCUUGCUAUCAUUUUACAGCGCACGCAUCACAAUUCAAAUACCUUUCCCGAGCUGCAAUUCCGUCAGAUCUCCUUCUUGAACAGGGUCGACACAUAGCAAACCUUUCCCUUUGGCUCGACAGCCUCAACCAAGAUUUUCUGCUCAAUCAGCCUGACUCGAGCCAUAAGCUGUUACCAGAAGACUACUGUCAUGCCCUUGUUCUUCGAACGCAGUGCCUGUCAACUCUUAUCUACCUCUCCACAGUACUCAGCGCGCACGAAUGUAGCUACGAUCUCCAUCGUCCACGAUUUCAAUCUAUCGUCCAAGAUGCAGCGGUAGUUCUCGCCCAGGGCUCCGGGACACCUUCUGCGCUCCGGCAAUUCCGUCCUUCUCCAGGCAUUGUUCAGCCACUCUUCUUCACUGCGACUAAGUACCGGCAUGGAGACUGGCGUCGGCAAGCCAUCGAUCUUCUUCGGCGAUCUGGCAGGGAAGGCCCUUUCGAUGGCAAAUUGCUCGCAGCGAUAGCAAGUAGGACCAUUACGAUUGAGGAGAGUACACAUCGACCACCCCUUACGGAGCGAAUUCUACCAGAACAUAUCACUGAGAGUGAUCGGGUGCACGGAACCGGCAUCCAUGUUGAAGCCAAGGAUGAUGAAGAGUCCGUCCCUUGCGCUACGGUCAUGUUCAGCCGUUGCAAAAAUGUGGAGGCUAUGCUCUGUGGAUCAGUAUCCUGGGAGCAUGAGCGCAAUUGGGAUAUGUGGAACGAGAUCAUUGAGCUAUGA